AUGGCGGCGGGAGCGCGCGUCGGGAGCGCGGCGCUGCGGCGGCUGCGGGGCGGGGGCGCGGGCGCGGCCCCGCGGGGCGCGCGGGGGUACUCCAGGGAUGCCGAGGGCAGCUGGUUCCGCUCCCUCUUCGUGCACAAGGUGGAUCCACGCAAGGAUGCACAUUCCAACCUCCUCUCCAAGAAGGAGACCAGCAACCUCUACAAGAUCCAGUUUCACAAUGUGAAGCCGGAAUGCCUGGAAGCCUACAACAAGCUGACAGAGGAGGUGCUGCCCAAGCUCCACUCAGACCCUGACUACCCCUGUGACCUGGUGGGCAACUGGAACACGUGGUACGGCGAGCAGGACCAGGCAGUGCACCUGUGGCGCUUCUCGGGCGGGUACCCAGCGCUCAUGGACUGCAUGAACAAGCUCAGGCAGAACAAGGAGUACCUGGACUUCCGCAAGGAGAGGAGCCGGAUGUUGCUGUCCCGCAGGAACCAGCUGCUCCUGGAAUUCAGCUUCUGGAAUGAGCCCCAGCCCCGCCAGGGACCAAACAUCUACGAGCUGAGGACCUACAAGCUGAAGCCAGGGACCAUGAUUGAGUGGGGCAACAACUGGGCUCGGGCCAUCAAGUACCGCCAGGAGAACCAGGAGGCUGUUGGGGGGUUCUUCUCCCAGAUUGGGGAACUCUACGUGGUGCAUCACCUCUGGGCCUACAGGGAUCUGCAGUCCCGGGAGGAGACAAGGAAUGCAGCCUGGAGGAAGAGGGGCUGGGAUGAGAACGUUUAUUACACUGUCCCACUGAUCCGGACCAUGGAAUCUCGGAUAAUGAUUCCCCUGAAGAUCUCCCCACUGCAGUGAUUGGGGGGCCCUGCUGGGGUGUAUCCCUGCACCCCUGGGGCUCCCUUCCUGUGC
Messenger RNA from Cinclus cinclus, 894 nucleotides. RefSeq names its product nipsnap homolog 1 (gene NIPSNAP1). The transcript is spliced from 10 exons. Lineage: Eukaryota; Metazoa; Chordata; Aves; Passeriformes; Cinclidae. Gene Ontology annotation, cellular component: mitochondrion. The record is from RefSeq and is a predicted model, not a curated record. Bases 1 to 840 code for a protein of 279 amino acids.